Ilex paraguariensis (yerba mate) is the source of this 1386-nucleotide messenger RNA. The record is from the annotation of a GenBank genome assembly. Lineage: Eukaryota; Viridiplantae; Streptophyta; Magnoliopsida; Aquifoliales; Aquifoliaceae.
AUGUCGCACCACAGACAAGUGGAAAUGAUGUCUUCUUCUCUUUCACUAUCUCUUUCAUUUCUAUUUCUCUUUAUCCAAACGUUUUCUUCCAUUUCAGAAGCUUCUGUUCCUCCCGCACACACUUUCAAGUACGUCAAUGAAGGAGAAUUCGGGCCGUACAUUGUCGAAUACAGGGCAGACUAUCGUGUUCUAGAUGUCUUCAACUCUCCAUUCCAGCUCUGCUUCUACAACACCAGCCAUGGUGCCUUCACCCUCGCUUUACGCAUGGGCACAGUGCGUUCCGAGUCGCUCAUGCGUUGGGUUUGGGAAGCCAACCGGGGUAAAUCCGUCGGCGAGAACGCGACCCUCACGUUUGGAACAGACGGAAACCUCGUUCUGGCCGACGCCGAUGGCAGCAUUGCGUGGCAAACCGGCACUGCGAACAAAGGUGUUGUGGGGUUAAAGCUGCUUCCAAAUGGUAAUAUGGUGCUUCAUGACUCGAAGGGGAAGUUUAUAUGGCAGAGCUUUGAUCACCCGACGGACACCCUCUUGGUUGGUCAAUCUCUCAAGGUCGGAGCUGCCACCAAGCUUGUUAGCCGGAAGACCGCUGAAACCAACCAAGAUGGACCGUACAGCUUGGAGUUGGAGGCUAAAAGGUUGGCCAUGUACAACAACAUUGCUGGGAAUAAGAAAAUACUGUACUUUGCAUCUUCUGAUUGGAUUACUGUUAGUAAGGGCUCGUUGGAGUAUGUGAGAAUUGAGAGCAGCCCAGAUUCCGACGAGGGCUAUGCCUAUAACUUGUUGUUAGAGUACCAAGUGGCAAACUCAUCGACUUCUGGGAAUCGCAUUUUGGUAAGGCCAAAAUACAACGCCACGUUGACGUUUCUCCGGCUGGGAAUCGACGGAAAUCUGAGGCUCUACACAUACUAUGACAAGGUGGAUUCGGGUGCAUGGGAGGUGACUUAUACUCUCUUCUCCAGAGACUCCAACGAAGGUGAGUGCCAGUUGCCGGUGAGGUGUUUUAACUUUGGUCUCUGUGAGGACAACCAGUGCGUUGCGUGCCCACUGCCCAAUGGGUUGUUGGGUUGGAACCAGAGUUGUAAGCCGUUGCUUGUUUCAUCUUGUAGUCCGAAGAAUUUUCAAUAUUACAGGCUCGAGGGGGUUGAUCAUUACAUGAGCAAGUACAGCGAAGCCGAUGGACCCAUGAGUGAGAGAGACUGUGGGAAUAAAUGCACUAAAGAGUGCAAAUGUGUGGGGUAUUUCUAUCACCAAGACACUAAGAAGUGCUGGAUUGCUUUUGAUCUUCGAACCAUUACAAAGGUCAAUAAUGCAACACAUGUGGGGUACAUAAAGGUGGUUGCCGUUGUGACUUACACAAUACCGUUGACGACAUGCCAUGAGGCCUAA